Messenger RNA from Parastagonospora nodorum SN15, 1230 nucleotides. RefSeq lists its product as hypothetical. The transcript has a single exon. Bases 1 to 1230 code for a protein of 409 amino acids. NCBI's taxonomy places the organism in Eukaryota, Fungi, Ascomycota, Dothideomycetes, Pleosporales, Phaeosphaeriaceae. The record is from RefSeq and is a predicted model, not a curated record.
AUGUUAAACUUCUUUGGCGCAACCUUUUUCGGUCAACCCGCCGCAAGUCGAAGAGUUUCACUAGGAUCGAGGUAUAGCUCUUUCUCUCUCGCCUUAGGCUUCUCUGACACAGACCACAGCCUCCCCACCAACGGCUUUGAUGUGUACAUAGGACGACUACCACGAUCUCGCGUGGUGCACAUAUCGCAAGCAGCUCUGAGGGGUGCUCCAGCUCUGCGUGAGAAUGUCACAGAGGGUUCAACCAUAACGAAUACUGACUACAUCGUCUUCGAGAUCGCAAUGGAGGAUAUCGAACAGAGUGGCUUCUUGGGAAAGAUGCGGCCCGUGGCGCCUAAUCCCUUCGAGAAGCUCACUGGCAGCAGCGAUAUGAUGCUAAAGUUGGCCAAAGCGUGGCACCUGGGCCAUAUGCUCGCCCUCCCGCAAAUGCAGAACAAGCUCAUCGACACGUUCAGCGCAUGCUACCGGCAAUUCUUGGAAACUCGUAUGCGAAUGCCGCUGAGCCCUGAGCCUUUCGAAUACCUCCGGGACCACUUGGGCUACUAUACCCUUUGUGAGAAGUUUCUUAUACUCUUUUACGCUGGUCUUGCCCGCCAUGGAGGCGAGUUCCGUUCUGAAGAACUUGAGCAGCUGCCAAAAGAUAUUGCGGAGGAGCUGCAAUACCAACGAGCGUAUCUGAUGAGACGUACGAUUGCGAACGAUCAGAUUGCACAAGGCAAUGUCGAGUUCAAGGUUAUCCAUUACGACAAAACGCUGCGAUCGACUCUACACGUCCUACCGCCAUCCGCCAGAUCUUUUCCCAGGCCAAACACAGCGCCAUCUUCACGGCCAGAUUUUCAAAGAUCCACGUCAUCAAUGUCCACUGUACUGCGCGCCGCACCGCCCCAGCCACUUGUGAACGGCCCACGACACCGCACUCGUCUAUCUCUUCCAGCACUACCAGCGCCAGUCAGACAGCUAGACAGAGCGAUGGAACGCACACUGCAGCUGGACCUAACGCUUAAGAUCGAGACCGAGCCUCGUCCACGUCCACGCUCAACUUCAAUAUCUACAACAUUAGAUCGAACGCCUUUCCAGCGGCGCAGCCCAGGACAGCAGCGCAGACAGUCGCGGAUAGAAGCAGAAGCGGACUCCUCGGAUGACGAGAGCGUGUACGACUUGUUUGCGCCACACUUUCGAUGGCGGAGCGAUUCACAUCAACGUAAUGGGGGCGAGCCCAAGGAAAAGACGUGA